AUGCUGUACCGCACAGAACAUCUACCCAUUCAACGUGGAGGCUGCGGCCACGGAGACCCCUCAUCAACUGCCACUUCUCACCUCAGUGGACUCAUAGCCCAGCCUGGCCAUCAAAGGGUAAAGGCAUAGGGAGAGCGUCUGAUAAGCAUCUUAACUGACAUUUCUCUGACUGACAGUACAGAAAACAGAACAUGGACCUGGAGAAGACCAAACAGCGCAUCAUAAAUAUCGCCAACUUCGUACACAAGUUCUACCUGUCGAUGAACAUCAAGGUGGCUCUGAUUGGUCUGGAGGUUUGGACGUCGGGGAACCAGUGUGACAUCCAGACUGACGCCAACCAAAGCCUGCGCACCUUCCUGGCGUGGAAACAGAAGCUGCGGGGCAGGAAGAAGCACGACAACGCCCAGCUCCUCACUGGAAUGACAUUCAGUGGAACCACCAUUGGGAUGGCCCCGCUGGAAGGGAUGUGCACGGCGGAGAAUUCUGGGGGCGUCAAUAUGGAUCACUCUGAGCUGCCCAUAGGGGCCGCGGCCACAAUGGCUCAUGAAAUCGGACACAACUUCGGGAUGAGCCACGACAAGGACAACUGCUGUACGGAAGCCACCGCGGAGCAGGGCGGGUGCAUCAUGGCGGCUGCUACGGGACAUCCCUUCCCUAGUAAGUUCAGCUCAUGCAGUCAGAAUCAGCUGCGCAAAUACUUUGGAAAGGCGGAGGGAUGUGCCUAUUCAACGCGCCCAACACAGAGGACCUGGUGACGGGGAAGAAGUGUGGAAACGGCUUUCUGGAGGAGGGAGAGCAAUGUGACUGCGGAGAGCCAGACGACUGUACCAAUCCUUGCUGCAAUGCCAAAGACUGCACCUUAAAGGAGGGGGCUCAGUGCGCACACGGGGAAUGCUGCUACAACUGUAAGUUAAAGUCAGCGGGGAAUCUGUGUCGAGAGAAGGCGGGAGCUUGUGACCUGCCGGAAUUUUGCCGUGGGGACAACGCCUUCUGCCCCGCCAAUGUCUACAUGAUGGAUGGCUCCCCCUGUGCCUAUGGAGAGGCGUACUGUAUGAACGGCAUGUGCCUGACCCACCAGCAGCAGUGCAUUCACCUGUGGGGCUCAGGAGCCCGACCGGCCCCCGACAUUUGCUUUGUUGACGUGAACAAGGCUGGAGACCGAUAUGGAAACUGCGGGAAA
Messenger RNA from Staurois parvus, 1180 nucleotides. The record is from the annotation of a GenBank genome assembly. Lineage: Eukaryota; Metazoa; Chordata; Amphibia; Anura; Ranidae.